CCCUAGUUGUGCGGCCUUUUGCCACCCCUGCCGCUCUUCCUACCAUCCCUGUUGUAGGCCUCUGUUGCCUCUUAAUCGUUGUGAGCAGGAUCUGGCAAGUCUCUUACCUCUCGCUCUUUCCACGGAAGAGGAACCGGCUACUAUUCACGAAGGAUCAAACCGGCGAGAGGUGAGAUGGACGUUGACGACUGAGUGAGUGGGCAAGCUUAUCGUGUUGGAGGUGAAGCACGACCACUAUGAGCUCUGGUGAAAGCGAGUUCAGUGCCUGCCGACUCGGGAAGGUCAAGGUGGCCAUCAACGGGUUCGGCCGCUUGGGCCAGAGCAUCUACCGCGCCUCCAUUGAGUGCGGGGCAGACGUCGUAGCUAUCAACGACAGCUUUCUGCAUCCGCCGAAUAUCAGAGCAAAGGUGCGUGUACACUCAGAAACCGUCACCUCACCUCAGGUGCAUUGAUGUGUGUGAUGUCGCUCAGCUGCGCACCAUCAUGGCCCCGUCCACGACGACCAACUACAAGCGCCUGAACAGUCUGUCCAUUCCCAAAAACUUCCCCCGUCCCACCCUUGCUUCCCUCGCCCCCCACCAGCAGCAGCAGCAGCUCAUCGGCGCCAGCACCAGCUCCCCGCGCGUCUAUCACGUCCUGGACCACGCGGCCAUGUGCGUGUGCGAGAGUGAGGUGGAGUGUCUCGUCGACACAUCGAGGGGCGCAGGACGUCUGGUGUUCAUCCGCAUGCGGCCGUCCGCCAACGCCAUGUGGGUGCGGCCGCCCAAGCGAGUGGCCAGCGGGUCGACACUGUCGGUCUCGUCGGAGGGCGGGUGCGGCAUGGCGUCGAGCGAGGACGAGACCGCAGACAGCUCGGCAGACGAACACGGUACCUGAGGGAGACGAGGGAGGAGAAACCACGCAGUGUCCGGCGUAUCACCGUGUGCAUCUCUCUUGUCCCCUGUGUGCAGAUGAUCGGGUGCUGACGUAUCUGGAACGUCUGCGCGAGCGCCUCUCGGUCGACUACCGUUCUCUGGUGGUGGAGGAGCAGUCGCCCCUGGAGUUCCGCAUCGUCCAGCGACCCGACCACCAGCACCACCACUCAAGCGGCAAGCGCGACAUCCUCUCGCCCUCCACUCCGCCUCUCUUCUCGCCGGCGGGGUCGCCACCCGACUCGCCCACACGCACGGGGCUGCUGCCGGCUGCUGCGGCGGUGCGGCAGCCGUACCUGCUGUCGUCUCCUUCGCUGGUGGGGGGCGACAUGGUGUAUGACGAAGACGGGAUGCACCACUUCUGCCAUGACGCGCCGCUUGUCGGAUAGAUGAGGUUGUUGAGAGGGGGGCGGGGGCGAUGGGUCCGUUUUGUCACAUGGGAUAAUGUCCACUGUUGCGUUGUUCCGUUUUCUGGAACUCCUGUGUCAUGCGUGUCGGCUACCACAUACUGUCGGUGGUUGACACUCGUGCCAGAGGGUCUCUAUGACGCGGGGAACGGACAGUGAGACGCCCUAAUAGUCACUCUCUGCAAGAGAGUACCGUCACGAUUGUGCGCGGGGGGGAGCAUGGCCGUCAAGGGGGAGAGAGAGAGAGAGAGAGAGAGAGAGAGAGCGACGCAGCUACUCGUCGUCUGCUGCGUGUCUGACUGGCUGCGGGCUGGAUGAUGGAAGGGAGGAGGGAGGGGGGAGGGAGGGAGCGGUGGCAUGUCCCAAGUAUUUCACCGACCAGGCAGCUGCAACGCUGCUACAGUCACAUGGCGUGUCUGUCUGUGGGCUAGCUUCAGUCUGUAUGUAUCAAUGCCGACAUUUUCACUCGAUGACUUUUCCAGCCGGCUCAUGGAUGGCUCGCUACGUGUCGGAGUGUGCAGCGGUCUCCUGCCUGCCUGUCCGCCUCCCUCCCUCCCUCCCUCUCUCCCUCCCUCCCUCCCUCCCUGCCUCUCUCCUAUGCUAUCAUCUGUUUUUGCAGUGCAUGUGUGUGGCGUGGCGUGGCGUGGGUUGGAUGGUGCUAUCAAGAGUCAUAUGUCCGUGUGUGAGGCUCUGUUGCGGCAACUGGUUCCGGCGAGCAGCACUUGCGUUCUACCUCCCUUGUCCACUCACGUGCUUCCCUGUCUUGUGAUGAUGUGAUGUGAUGUGUGUCGGGGGGGAAAUGCGGGGCGGGGAUGGCUAGUCGAUGACUUGAGAGGGAGAGGGAUACUACUUACAGUCGGCCAGUGGAUUUGACCUGUGUAUGUGUGUGUGCGGGAGGGGGGAGGGAGGGGGGGCGCUCUGUCUUUGGAGCAUGUCACAGAUUUGCCCAGACAGGCGACCGUUGGCUUUGCUGCUUCCUGGAUGGAUGGAUGGUCCGUGCUGUGUUUCGUUCGUGUCGUGUGUGGUGUGGUGUGGUGUGGUGUGUCGCCCUCGUCGUGUUGCCCGUGUUGUGUUGUGUUGUGUGGCUGCUGUGUGUUGUGAGUGAGGGUAUGAGGGCAAGUCGUUGGUUGACAUCCAUUGGCUGGAUCUGUUUUGACGGCCGUGAGAGAACCGUAGGCAAUGCCGGUAGGUAGGUAGGGUAGGAAAGUACUCCGUUGGAUCUGCGCUCCUUUUCCAUUUUUGCAAGACCAACACACCACCCACCGCCCACACGCACGGCCUCACACCACACCACACCACACCACAACACGGCAGCCUUUGUGAAUGUUUGUGGCUACUUACAUUCCUGCGUACUUGCGUACUCGCGAUUGUUUCUGCAUUGACGUGUUGUGUGUGCCAUCUGUGUGUGUGUGCGUGUGUUGGGGUGCAUUGCAUCAGCGAGCAUUUUUUGAGGCGACCUACUGAGACACCGAAGACGACCAACGAGCCUCUUAGAUUGAUUCACCUCCUUUUUCCGUACUCUUGAGCUGUGGUGACUGUUUGGCUGGUGCAUGUGCGUGGGAGGGAGGAUGGUUGGGGUGGUGAGAUUUGUUCAAUCAACAGAUGUGUGUGUGUGUGUGUGUGUGUCUGUGAGGGUGGAGGGUUCGUGUGUGAUUGUUUUGCAUUCAUUCAGCCCGAUCGAUCGAUCAGAGAAAGUUAAGGGCAGGAAUUGACGUGCAUGUCCCUACGUACCUGUCCGUCUGGUGUGUGUACCUGUAUAUGUGUGGGUGUGUGGAG
Vitrella brassicaformis is the source of this 3094-nucleotide messenger RNA. Lineage: Eukaryota; Vitrellaceae. The record is from the annotation of a GenBank genome assembly.